AUGUUCCAGCCCCGGGUCAUGUCUAGUGUCCAGGCCACCCUUGGACCGUCACAAGCCGCCUCGACCAUAUCUCCCUGUGCAUGCGAUGGUGAGGCGGGCUCUGGAUCAGACGGACAUGCGCCUAGCCGCUCGCCAACUGCUUUCGUCCAAGCCAAUCCACAAGCUCUUGGAGGCGCGUCGCCAACGUGCAAAUUCGUAGAGGCUGAUGGCGCUGCUACUCCCAUGAAGCGUAGGAAGGAUAGCAGAGCUGGACGCAUCCCAUCGAUCAUCGCCAAGUUGGAGAAAACCGGUAGCCCAGAGACUCUCGUACGCCUAUGGGACAGCUGCAGGGCAUCGAGGGCUCGCGAUCAGAGUAUUGUUAGUGGGAGGCGACAGGUCCUGCCUGGCGAACCGGAAGGUGACUUGGAUGGCCCGUCUGUGCUGGAACGACUUGAUUCCCUCAGAGAGCAGGCGGCUGCAGCUAGUUCAAGCAUUCACUUUUCCAUUGCUAUCAAG
Messenger RNA from Colletotrichum tamarilloi, 495 nucleotides. RefSeq lists its product as uncharacterized. NCBI's taxonomy places the organism in Eukaryota, Fungi, Ascomycota, Sordariomycetes, Glomerellales, Glomerellaceae. The record is from RefSeq and is a predicted model, not a curated record. The annotation marks the transcript as partial. The transcript has a single exon.